This is a messenger RNA of Fomitiporia mediterranea MF3/22, 2087 nucleotides long. RefSeq lists its product as uncharacterized. Gene Ontology annotation, molecular function: protein binding. The record is from RefSeq and is a predicted model, not a curated record. NCBI's taxonomy places the organism in Eukaryota, Fungi, Basidiomycota, Agaricomycetes, Hymenochaetales, Hymenochaetaceae. The coding region runs from base 57 to 1811 and encodes 584 amino acids. The transcript is spliced from 3 exons.
CUUCCACUUCCACUUCAGGCGAUUCCUGAUCCUAUACUUACAAUUCAUCGACAACAAUGUCCAGCACUCAUGCAUUUGACUGGAUGUCCCUUCCCGCAGAGAUGAAGCUCAACGUCUUCGACCACCUUUCUCUCCGAGACGUCUGGGCUUGUGCGCUGACCUCCCGCUCUUCCUACUCUGCAUGUCUGCCACUCCUCUUCAAGAGUGUCAAUCUCCCGUCGCUGGAUGCGCUGCUCCGUUUCCUCGAGGCGGUGCCACCGCAGCACUGUGCUCUCGUCCGCAAUCUGUCCAUCUCCACAGCAUCCACUCGAUCGCAAGGUGUUGCUGAUGAUCAAGUUUGCGAUGAUCAAGCCUGCCAUGCUUUGGACGCAUUUACCCGCUCUACUCCCCGUCCCAACUUCAAUGCACCGCUUGCGACUCUUUUGGAGAGAUGCACUUCCCUGGAGACACUCGCACUUUCCGUAUGCGGGACAUUGGAUGCAAGGACAAUAUUGCCUGUCUUCAAAGGAAGGUCAAUGGAGAGGGUGCAAAAGCUGAAGUUGGAGAAUCUGGAAUUAGAGGAGAUUUCACCGCUAUCAGAGCGCCUUGUUGUCUCACUCGCUUUCGCCCUUCCAGCGCUGACCGACCUCUCAGUAACCCGUAUCACACGGUCUGCUCUUCAUGCUCCGGAAUUGCUCUGUUCAAACGUACCCGUCGUCCAAGGCGACAACUCCGAUGACGUUAUCCCUCCCCAUCCGCUACUCGGGCAUGAGUUGCGCCUUCCGCAGCUCUUGCACUUGCCAAACUUGAAGCAACUGAAGAUUUGUGACACACAUCUCGGGGACCCGAUGUGGGCGGAAGAUGACUCUGUUGCCUGCCCGCUGGAAGUACUGGAUUUGGGCUCAUGUCCGCAUCUAAACCCUAAGACGAACGAGAUGCACAUUGCAAGAAUCCUGGCGCGCGCCCCGCCGAGUAUCACAUCGUGCGCUCUUGGCGCUUCCCUCCCUACGCCUACCUCUUCUGCGGCUUGGUCGCCGAUCUCGCCGAUUUGCAAGUCUCCAGCAUCGCCCUUCGCACCCUCAUCUCCAACCUCGCCGUUAUCUGCGAACUCCUCCACAUCCUCACUGAGUAGCCUGGCAACGCCGAUCGCUGAAACCCAGCUUCCAUUGGCUCCGCUUCCGCGCCUUCAAACCCUCCACCUAACCCCGCACGUUCCGACCUCGGCACUGCAUGCGACUCUCUCACAGCCUGCGCUUGCGGGAUCGCCUGUUCAUACACUUUCAUGUGCGUUCCACCCGGAUGAUGCAGCGGAGGGUUGCGAGGCUCUUGAGGCGUUCUUGCGUGAACGCGCGGCGAGGUCAGAGAUGGCGUGGGGACAAAAGCAAGGUAGGGGGCGUGCCGCCAGCAAAUUGGGAAUCUGCACGCAAUUAGGUGACGAUGGAGAGGAAAGCACUAUCAUUACUCGCACUCGGGCGAACACCACCGUUGCUGCUCCCUCUGUUCCUCCAUCAGCCUCGUCUCUCGCAUUGCAGACGGAGAUACUCCCGUGUCUCUAUCCCUCACUAAGCACUCUUACGGUCGACAUUCCUUCCCCUUCGGCGCCCUCCCCGCUUUCACCUACGGGCAAGCUCUCGCCCCGACGUCUUGCUGCUGCACGUCGACGUGCCGAAGAACGUCGCACUGCUGCGUUGCGCUUGAGAGCGCUCGCAAAGGAGUUGGGUCUUGAGAUUCUCGUGAGGGGUUUGGAGCUUGAUGUCGAGGCUGCAGUGCCUGUUACAGUUCAGAACAGCGCAGCUGUGCCAAGCCUGCGCGCUCGAGCGAACUCUGCAUAAGCUAUAUGCUCCUACAUUAUGCGCUUUGUCUGUUAUCCAUUGCUUUCACGGACUUUUUUUUUUUCUUUUUCUUUUCCUUGGGUUUACAUGCAUUUGAGGCAUUUCCAAUUCUUUCACUCUGCCUUUUCUUUUAAAAAUUCACGUUUUCGACGAUGGCAUGCUUAUGCGGAUGGACUCAAGAAGUAUCAUGCAUAUUUUAUUCGUAUAACUUAAUACCGCUUUGACACCAAAGAUGACCAAGUAACUUAUAUACCCGAAUACCUAAUACCUGCUCAC